Messenger RNA from Pseudoliparis swirei, 2650 nucleotides. RefSeq names its product vesicle-associated membrane protein 3 (cellubrevin) (gene vamp3). Gene Ontology annotation, biological process: vesicle fusion; SNARE complex assembly; vesicle-mediated transport. NCBI's taxonomy places the organism in Eukaryota, Metazoa, Chordata, Actinopteri, Perciformes, Liparidae. The transcript has 5 exons. Gene Ontology annotation, cellular component: SNARE complex; plasma membrane. Gene Ontology annotation, molecular function: SNAP receptor activity; syntaxin-1 binding. The record is from RefSeq and is a predicted model, not a curated record. Bases 96 to 404 code for a protein of 102 amino acids.
CAACCGUCGACAGUAACUGUUACGGCUUGACACUUUAGCUUUGGCUUCUAGACCAGAAACAGCAUCGGUGUUGUUCAAAGAAAUCUCAUUUCACAAUGUCAGCAGCCGGUACAGAUGGUUCGGGCGCAGUGUCAGGAAACAAGCACUUGCAGCAGACCCAGGCUCAGGUGGAUGAGGUGGUGGAUAUUAUGCGUGUUAAUGUGGACAAAGUGCUGGAGCGUGAUCAGAAGCUUUCUGAACUGGAUGAUCGAGCAGAUGCACUUCAGGCUGGAGCCUCCCAGUUCGAGACCAGUGCUGCUAAGCUGAAAAGGAAAUACUGGUGGAAAAACUGCAAGAUGUGGGCCAUUUUGAUAGCCGUCAUCGUGAUCAUCAUCAUCAUCAUUAUUAUUUGGACUUACUCCUAAGACAGCAACGACGGGUGGCAGAGUGGAGGAAAAGAUGGAGAGGAAAGGAGCAACGUACAUAAUUAAAGUUUCAGAGGAAAUGUCACAUGAUAACUGACUGCUGAGCUCCACAACAUUUUUUUACCUUGCAGGGGGUCUUCAUUCCUUGUCCUGGUUUGCCGCGUGUGUGGUUUAAACACGUGCAAGGUUUAUUAUACUUGUGCCUGAGUAAAGGAUUGUCAUAAUGUUUUACCCUGCAUUACUACAACAUACCAAACAUCUUUAAACUUAUAUUAGAGUUCCGUGUCACUUGCUACAAAAACAAGUUGAUAAUUAAAUUUCAAGAAAAUUCAACGAAAAUCUAUAAAAAUUGUUUACUAAAUUAUCUUUGAAUAUAUGACAAAUUACACCCGCAAAUGCAAACUUUCUCCAACCUCAGGACUAGAAGUAGAGAAUGUUGUUAACGCUCCUCAACAUAUAUUUACUUUUUAUGUUUUAUUAAUAGCCAAUGAUUUUGUGUGCCAGGCUAUGAGACGUGCCUAUCAGGAUAUGCUGUUCUGUGUUAGUUUAGAUUGUAAUAGUACUCCUGCAUAUCAUUGAAGAGACUCACCUUUUACAAUACUUACACAUUUGUACUUCUCAGAUGCCAAUCAUUAGAUAUUUCCCCUCAAUAAAAAACAAAUGCUGUUAUUUUAUGAUCUAGUGUCGUGCCCGUUUCCAACAGGUGACCUCCGCUAUUUCACCUUUCUCGAGAACUACACAUCCAAACAACAUCACAUUGGACUCCCUUGUGUCCUUAGCAAUACACUUGCCAUGACAAAGUUAUAUUACCUAGGAAUGCUAGAGUAUAUGCAUUAUUUGUGUGCAAAAGCUCACUCAAGCAUAGACUGAUAGCUAACUUCACCCAGCAUGCCAUUCAGCCGUGAACAGUUAAUAGGGGUCUCCUCUCAAUACACUACGCAGUGUGUACUUAAUUAAAGCACAGAUAAUGCAUAUGUCCUGUUGAUCUCAAGAGCGCAAAAUUGACACUUCAUUGGCUCCUCAACAAAAUACCAGCCAAGUGUGAAGUUAAUCGGCUGAACGGUUGUCAAAGUCAUCAAAAUACAUGCAUGCUAUACAUACUGACAGACUCCUUCCAUUUUAGUUUGAUGGUUACAGUCGACCGGGUAAAGGUGGGCUCUGAAGCCUUCUUUUAUUUAUACACAUGGUUUAGUGCUAGUCCAUUUCUUUGUGCAAGAUGUUUGAUUUUUGAUUAUCUAAAGAGGAAUUUAAUUGGUAACCUCAACAAAUAAGCUAACCAGUAACAGACUGUUGAACCAUCUGAUCACACUUGUCCUUGUCCAUCUAACUUUCAGGUAGAGUUUAGGCAAUAGUAUUGGUUUGUGUUGAGAUAAGCGCUUUUUAUGUUAAGACCGACAGCCUCACAGCUCGGUGAAGUGAGAGAAAAUACCGUGAAGUUUAAAAAUGAAAGUGCUACACUGUUUAGGUGGCAAAUUCUCUCAAUCAGGUGCUCUCAAUGAUGUACCAGCAAGUUUGCCGUUGUGGUAUAGUUAAGCCUGAAAAGUAAGAACAUGUGUUGGACAGAUGCCUUCAUGGGUUUUUCUCCAAUGGAGAACAGCCUAAAUACAGCCAUGCUAUAUUUAUAUAAACCAGCCAAUAAAAGAGUCGUGCCUUCUCAACUGUCAAGACAAUUACUGUCAGCUCAGCUUAUUUUUAACCUUUAAUAAAGUAUUGAUUAGUCACACUUGAAUUUACCUCAGCUGAUCAAAACAAAGUACAUCUCAUGUGUGAUAUUUUAGUUUUAAUUCUAUUCUAACAAAAGCGCUUUUUGUAGUAUUUUUAUCUCACUGCUACUAAGUAUCAUAUGUUUGAGUGUCAAUAAAAACUUUGUUGGGCGAUGUUAUAUACAACAUAAAAACACUGGAAUAUUGCGUUCCCUGCUGUUGCCUCCAACGUUUUCUUUUAGACAUUGGCCUUUAGUGUCUAAGAAACUGGUAAUUUCAAUAACUACACAAUACAAUAAGAUGGGCAAUUUACAUUUUUUUGAGAACCGGUAUAGAUUCAAAAUGCAUUUGCAGAAAUAACUUUUCCUCCCGUGUGGAAUUGUCAUCAUUCUCAUUUCUACUGCAGAAAUGUGAGACCCAGUAACUUCCAACAAUUGCUUAUGUCUAACCCAUUGAGCACGCAUUUGGAAAUAUAUGCAUUUCUACCUUUUAGGUUAAAAUGCCUUUUGCUUAAAUAAAACGUGAUUAAAUUCACAAAGCCUU